AUGAAACCUUCCCAUUGUCAUCUUCACAUUGGCACAUUACCAUCCGAUGCAUCUGCAUUAAUCGAUUGUAUAGAGCAGCAUAAUUUUAUAUGUAAGCUGACGGCAUUGUUUCCUAAGCAGUUUACGCAGUCGUCGCACUACAAAAACGGAAUAAAUAAGGAGCUAUGUUCAGGUUAUUUGGUACAAGCUUCUUUGAACAAUAUACUUCAGUUCCUCCUUGCUGUUGAAAAUUUGGAAACUGAUGAUGGACCAUCGAUUCCAUAUUUAAAGCUGGUACUUCUUGAUCGGGAUAUCACACAUGAGGAUACUUUAUGCUUAGCGAAAGGACAAUUACACUUGCGUUUGACACAGCCCACAUACCAGUCGUCUGGCUUUGAAGGUAAGAAAUCGCAGGUUUCACAGGGAAAUAACGUUGUUCAUCAACAAUUUCACGACAUUACUAUAGACUUAACCAAAGGAUUGGAUAAGCAGCUAAAGCAACGCGAUAAAAACACCGCCAGAUUGUUCUGGUAUGCAGAGAAUAUGAAAAAUGUCAAAGAUAGGUAUUUUAUAUCUUGCGGAAAUUGUGAUUCUUUGAAUCUCAAACGAGUUUUAGAGCGGUUUGUUGACUCGUGCACGUUAAAGCAGAGUCAUGUCAGAUCCAUUGACCUUGGAUUGUGCAAUAUUCCGGAUCUCGAUGCUGCUUUUGUGGAUCCUAUCGGGAAAUCAUCAAUUGAUAAAGAAAAUCGAAUGUCGUCACUUGCCGAUACUCUCGAAUGGAUCACAUAUGCAUCUAUAGGCGGGCAGCAGCUUUUCCCAUUCGAUAGUACGGACGAUUACAUUUCAAGCUACAAAAGUCUGCUGGAAAAGAAAAGUGAAGCGAAGUUGCUCAAGGUUGAUUUUUCAGGAGCGCUUAUCGACACAGAACUAACAAUCACCACACUGCAAAAUUUGCUAUCAAGCAAUGGGUUGCCGUGGUUUGCUCUUCUAAUGUAUGGUGUGCGAGAUUGCAAUACCAGCUAUGGUGAAAGUACUGCACACGGCUUCUCCGAGGAUGGCUGUAAUGAUACAGUUCUUCUUGUAUCUCCUAGAUUGUCAAAAUAUAUAGCGUGGGAAAUUGUCGAUAGCAGUGACUCCCACCAUUAA
Brettanomyces bruxellensis is the source of this 1125-nucleotide messenger RNA. RefSeq lists its product as uncharacterized. The transcript has a single exon. Bases 1 to 1125 code for a protein of 374 amino acids. Gene Ontology annotation, biological process: tRNA 3'-end processing; tRNA 5'-leader removal; endonucleolytic cleavage in ITS1 to separate SSU-rRNA from 5.8S rRNA and LSU-rRNA from tricistronic rRNA transcript (SSU-rRNA, 5.8S rRNA, LSU-rRNA). Gene Ontology annotation, molecular function: ribonuclease MRP activity; ribonuclease P activity. NCBI's taxonomy places the organism in Eukaryota, Fungi, Ascomycota, Pichiomycetes, Pichiales, Pichiaceae. Gene Ontology annotation, cellular component: multimeric ribonuclease P complex; ribonuclease MRP complex. The record is from RefSeq and is a predicted model, not a curated record.